GCUCUUCCAUCCCUUAUCUGUAGUCCCCACCUCUCAAGCGACAACAUGGCUAGCAAGUCGAGUCAUCCUCGAAGUUCGGAGUUUUAUUGGCAGUCCGUCAUUUUCCUGGUUGGAGGUCAAUUGUACCAAGUUCCCCGCCAUCACUUCGAGAAAUCUUCUGAUAUUUUUGCCUCUAUGUUCUCCUUACCUCCCGACACGGAGAGCGCUGUAGCGGAUGGUUCGGAUGACGACCACCCCAUUGAAUUGCAGGGUGUAGAGAGCAAAGAUUUCGAAUGUCUUCUUAAAGUUUUAUUCACAGAUGCAAGGGUAGAAAGUACUCCCUUGCUUCCAGAAGAGUGGCUUUUGGUGCUGCGCCUGGCCAAUAUGUGGGUCAUGUCAAAAGUCCGCCAAAUCGCUAUCUACGAGCUCAAAAAACUGAGCUUGACGGAUGUUGCCCGAGUCGUGUAUGGCAGAGAAUUUGCAGUGUCUGAAUGGGUGAUUUCAGGCUAUCGUGAUUUGGUUGACCGCAGAAAUGCAGUAUCCGAAGCUGAAGCUCAGCAGCUCGGUUUAACGACCACCCUUCAGUUAUGGCAGGUCCAGAUGAAACUCGUCACUCGUAUGCCGAUGGGCGCAAUGGGUUCCGCUUAUGGAUACAGGCCACCUCCGACACCACGUGACGUAUUCUUAAAUGAAGUAUUUGAAGCUGAGAUUGAAGAUAUUAAUAGAAGGGCCGAAGCAUUCGGUGAUGAUCUCCCGAUACCAAAUCUUUUGUCGUAGGCAGGUCAAUUAUGUAUAUGAGAAAAG
This is a messenger RNA of Guyanagaster necrorhizus, 783 nucleotides long. RefSeq lists its product as uncharacterized. The transcript is spliced from 3 exons. Gene Ontology annotation, molecular function: protein binding. Bases 46 to 756 code for a protein of 236 amino acids. Lineage: Eukaryota; Fungi; Basidiomycota; Agaricomycetes; Agaricales; Physalacriaceae. The record is from RefSeq and is a predicted model, not a curated record.